This is a messenger RNA of Octopus bimaculoides (California two-spot octopus), 1926 nucleotides long. RefSeq lists its product as uncharacterized. Gene Ontology annotation, molecular function: DNA-binding transcription activator activity, RNA polymerase II-specific; RNA polymerase II cis-regulatory region sequence-specific DNA binding. Gene Ontology annotation, cellular component: nucleus. The record is from RefSeq and is a predicted model, not a curated record. Gene Ontology annotation, biological process: regulation of transcription by RNA polymerase II. NCBI's taxonomy places the organism in Eukaryota, Metazoa, Mollusca, Cephalopoda, Octopoda, Octopodidae.
UAGGUAUAUCUCUGGGGGAAGGGAUUUUCUUUUCCUCUCGUGGUUUGUUUGACGCAAAGUUGAUAAUCAAGUGUGUUUGUUGACUGUAUAAAAAUUAUGUGAGGAACUUCUAACGGCUUUCACCGGUAUGAUGCAGACGAGGGGAAAAAACUUGUCGAUUACACGGGCACCUGUUAUGUUUCUAAUUAACUGAGUUAAACUAAUUAAAUCAUUUAUUUAGAACUGCAUGAGAUUUAAAGCAAUGGACUAAACCAUAAAAGAUUUUAUUUACGGAGAUUUGUCAGUUUUUGUAGAAUUUUUUGUGAGUUGAUAUCGGAGGGAAUUUGGCUACUACUUCUAUCAAGUCGAACGACAUCGAAUGCAUCCCAUUCGUUGAUACAUACUAGGUAUAUCUCUGGGGGAAGGGAUUUUCUUUUCUUUUCCUAUCGUGGUUUGUUUGACGCAAAGUUGAUAUAAUCAAGUGUGUUUAUUGACUGUAUUAAAAUUAUGUGAGGAACUUCUAACGGCUUUCACCGGUAUGAUGCAGACGAGGGGGAAAAACUUGUCGAUUACACGGGCACCUGUUAUGUUUCUAAUUAACUGAGUUAAACUAAUUAAAUCAUUUAUUUAGAACUGCAUGAGAUUUAAAGCAAUGGACUAAACCAUAAUAGAUUUUAUUUACGGAGAUUUGUCAGUUUUUGAAGAAUUCUUUGUGAGUUGAUAUGGAGGAAGUUAAUGAUUUCGACACUUGUAUCCCAGCUGUUGACAAUAGAGAUUCAGUAAGAGAAGAAAACGAUGGUGAGAAACAACGUUUAUCCAGUGAAGCAUUUACUAAACAAAUAUCAUUGCAUAGAAAUAUUACUGAUUAUCGUUGUGAGACUUGUGCGAAAAGAUUUUCUUCGGAACACGAAGUCUUCGCUCACAAACAAAUACACAACAGAGAAAAAUCGUAUCACUGUGAAAUAUGUGGAAAUUCAUUUAAUAAUAAUUCUCAUCUUGUCAUUCAUGUACGAAGUCACACCGGAGAGAAACCGUUUCACUGUGAAAUUUGUGGAAAAUAUUUUGUCAAUAAUAGUAAUUUGAACCGACAUAAAAGACUACACAACGGAGAAAACUCCUGUCAUUGCGAAAUUUGUGGGAAAUCUUUUGAAAAUAAUAGUAAUUUAAACAGACACAAAAGAAUCCACACUGGAGAGAAACCGUUUCAUUGUGAAAUAUGUGGGAAGAGUUUCUCUCAAAAUUCGAAUCUCGUUAUCCAUGUUCGUAGUCACACCGGAGAAAACCCAUUUCACUGUGAGAUAUGUGGGAAAUCUUUCGUUGAAAAGUCGAAGCUUACAAUCCACAUACGUGGUCACACAGGUGAAAAACCGUUCCACUGUGGAUUAUGCGAGAAAUCCUUCUCUGAUCAUUCCAGCCUUGUUUACCACAAAAGGAUACACACUGGAGAAAAACCCUAUCAUUGUGAUAUUUGUGGGCAAACUUUUAUGAUGAACAGUAAUUUAACAAUACAUAAGAGAAUUCACACAGGGGAACAACCCUAUCGCUGUGAAAUCUGUGGAAAAUCUUUUAUUAAUAACUCUCAUCUUGUAAUUCAUAUACGUAGCCACACCGGAGAGAAACCUUAUCACUGUGAUGUUUGUGGUAAAUCGUUUAGUAACAAUUCUCAUCUUGUAGUUCACAAACGGAUACAUUCUGGAGAAAGACCGUACCAUUGUGCCAUAUGUGGAAGAUCAUUUAUUACGAAUUGUCGCUUAAAAAAGCACGAGAACACACAUACAUUCUAAAGAGAAAUAUUUUAACUGUGGAACGUGAGGAAUCUGUAUUUUGUACAUUUGAAUUGAAAGUCCAUCAAGAAGUGAACACUUAAAAACAUUUAUCUUGGGGGACGAGGGCGGGGAAUGGCAGAAAUAAUUCUCGUUUGAUUUUUGUUUGAUUUAAAUGUUUUCG